AUGGAUGAAUCAUUCACAGUUCAGAUCAGCAGCAACUUAGUUAAAAAACUUCUCGAUGAUGGUGAGACUGAGAAGGUAAAAAAGAAAACCAGGAAGCCAAGACAAAAAAAUCCCCAACAACCUCAAGCACAACAGCUUCCUGGUGAUUCAGACGCACUUGGAGUUGGAGGCCCAUCUUCAACUGCAUGGCCAAUUCAGUUGCCUUCUCAUAAACCUCCAAAUUCAAACUUAGAGGCCAUGCGGUCUGUCCUUGAGGAGAGCGAGAAAGUCGUGGAGAGGCUGCAUAAGAAUGAGGAGAACAUGUUGCAGGAGGUCACUGAAAGAGCAAAGGAUCUUCAUGAUAAAGAGUUCGAGCUUCCAAAUAGCAAGCCUAUACCGUGCCUUGAUGAGAAGAAUGCAUGUUUAAAUUGCUACAAGGAACAUAUUAAUGACCCUCUAAAAUGUGCCCAAUUGGUCAGAUAUUUUGCAAAUUGUGCUCGCACAGUUAGACGGCAAGUCGGUCAUGGCAACUAG
Messenger RNA from Salvia hispanica, 513 nucleotides. RefSeq lists its product as uncharacterized. NCBI's taxonomy places the organism in Eukaryota, Viridiplantae, Streptophyta, Magnoliopsida, Lamiales, Lamiaceae. The record is from RefSeq and is a predicted model, not a curated record.